GCUACAUGUUCCACGGGAUAUCAUCAUGCCACGGAGGCAGAAGAGCUAGCGAAUCGCGUCCUGGAGUUGAGGAAAGAAUGGCCGACGCCACAAUGGGGCCCGUAUGACGAAGGCUCCAUUGGAGUCUUGUCGUAUUAUCCUGAGCAAGUACAACGAUUGCGAAUCGAAUUGCGCAAGCGUCGGCUCUUCGACGUGUCCGUCGAGAGGGUGUUGAACGUCCAAGGCAAACAAUUCACUGCAGUUUUUAUCAGCACAGUCCGAACAAGAAUCUCUGAUAGAUCGUCUGCGGAAGUAAAAAUCAAGGAUUACGGCUUUUUAACGGAUCCACGCUUAUUGAAUACCGCGUUGACAAGAGCGAAGUGUUUCGUCGCGGUCGUAGGCGAUCCGGUCGCUCUGCUUACUAUAGGUUGCUGCAAAGAUCUCUGGAGAAAAUAUCUAGAAGCGGCUGAUUUGUACGGGAUGGACCGAAAAGAAUUGCAAACGCAUCUGAAUCAAGUUUCGAAAAUCCAGAUCUCGCCUUUGAACCCGCACGCGAGGGAAUUUAUCCCUAGAGCACCGCCUUUAUGUUUUGUGCAGUAUAUUCAAGUACCGAUUUUUUAUCCAGUAUGUUACCCCCCACAACGGCCAAUGUAAUAAUAGCAUAGUAUGAAAUCCGAGAAUUUUUAUCGAUUAUUUUGUGACACGGCCGUCCGUUUCACGAGUCUCGAAACCAUCACGUUUCGCUGGUACUACUGUCAGCACUCUCUUCGAUCGUAUCGAUCGCGCUAUAAAACGAGAAACUAUAUUUAAACUUCUCUACGUGUGCAUUGAUUUUACAAUUUUUCAUUUGUGCGAUGGUAUGAGUGUCUAUAUAAUAUGCAUAUGUAAAUUGUGUAUGUAAAUUGUAUGUUAGUUUAUCUUUAUUAAGAUGCAUAUCAGAAGCGUUUUAUUGACGUGGAAGUAUAAAUCUCUUUUUGAUGUACGAAUGAAUAUUAUCUACUAAUGAAUUAUUAAGAGAAAACCUCGAAUAUAUUUCGUAUUAACGA
Messenger RNA from Wasmannia auropunctata (little fire ant), 1025 nucleotides. RefSeq names its product probable helicase with zinc finger domain. Gene Ontology annotation, molecular function: 5'-3' DNA helicase activity. NCBI's taxonomy places the organism in Eukaryota, Metazoa, Arthropoda, Insecta, Hymenoptera, Formicidae. The annotation marks the transcript as partial. The record is from RefSeq and is a predicted model, not a curated record. The transcript is spliced from 2 exons.